CUAGGGAUAGUCUAUGGCGUCACAACCAGUCACCCAGUAGAGAUCUCUCCGCAGUGUGGAAAUAGUUGAUAGAGCACACGCAAUCCAAUCCACCUUUUUAGCUACCAGAGCAAUAUACAUUUGUGAGUUUCUUGUCCGCAUCGCUUGGACCAAUUGGAUAGGAUUUUUUAUUCGUUUUAACGGGCUCCGACAUAAGCGCAGUCAGUGAAGGACGUUUGAAAACUAACGGUUUGAAUUAGACUUCUGAUUAGUUCAGGAUUAAGUUCAAACCGGGAAAAGACACGGAUAGAGGUUUUGUUUUACCAACGACAUAAGAUUAAUUUUAAUCAGCACAGACAGCAUGGCGAGAGAGGACGCUCGGAAUAGGCAUGACUUCACAAAAAUCAUCGGACUGUUCAGCGUGGUCACGUUGCUGACUUUUCAAGGGGCAUUGUCUCAGCAGGUGAAGGUGGAACCGGAAGUGAUGUCCUACCCCAGCCAGGCGGUCAACCUGAGGUGUGCCUUCGCAGACGCUGGAGGGAUACAGCUCACACAGGUGUCCUGGAUCUAUGAGCCGAAGGAGGGCGAGCGGCUCAACAUCGCCGUGUACCACCCUAAAUUUGGGGCAAGUUUCCCCACAUCGCCCCUGAAGGGGCGGGUCCGCUUCACGACGGAGCCCCCCUCCCUCAGCAACCCCUCCAUCCAGAUCUCGGACGUCAAGAUGACUGACGAGGGAAAAUACAUCUGUGAAUACGCCACCUACCCCAGCGGCAACGAACAGGGUGUCACCUCCCUCGUCAUGCUAGCCAAACCCAGGAACUCUGCCUCCGGGGUAACAGUGAUAGCCUCCACUGUCGCCGCGGGAGCCAAGCCAGUUGUUGUGGCCCGCUGUGAGUCGGCCGACGGUCGCCCAGCUGCCCAGAUCGCAUGGGUGACAGCUGUCAACGGCAACGCUACCUCCGCCUCUACGGCGGGCACUGACAACACCGUGACGGUAUCCAGCCAGUACAUGCUGGUUCCCACAGCAGCAGACAACGGCAAAGACAUCAGCUGUUUAGUGUCCCAUCGAACCCAGGCCAAGCCUGAGAGCUUCCUGAUGAAACUGGCCAUCGAAUACCCCCCACAGGUGACCAUCGUGGGCUAUGAUAAUAACUGGUACAUGGGUCGGACCAACGUGGCUCUGACCUGUCAGGCUACUGCCAACCCCAUUCCUACCACCAUCACAUGGAAAACUAUGUCCGGUCAGAUGCCAGACACAGUGCAGGUAAAAGAAAACGUGCUGACCGUGCUGAAGGUGGAUGAGCAGGCCAACACAACCUUUGUCUGCGAGGUCAAGAACCGCCUGGGCACCGGCAAGGACCAGGUCACUGUUAUGGUCAGAGAACCCUCUGUGGUCCCCUCCAACGCAGGCGUGGUGGCAGGUGCUGUGAUUGGCUCCCUUCUGGCCCUUCUCCUCGUCGCCGCCCUUAUUGCCGUCCUGGUCACCCGGAGCCGCCGGCAACAGCAGGGUUACCGCGGCAACCCAAACCACAGCUCCUACGACAUAAAGUCGCGCGUCUUCGGUGGUGGGAAGAAGGGGAGCAAGAACGGGACAGGUGCUGGCGCCGGGGGCAACGGGGCAGGAGGCAACAACAGCCCCAUCUACGUCUACAAGGAGGGCUCCGCCCAUGAUGGCCUGACUGAUAAGGCCAAUCACCACGUGCCGCUACACCUGGGGAGGCAUGGUGAGGGUGGGGUUGCCACGGCGCAGGACAUCCUGCUGAGCGGCGAGCUGGACGAGGCAGAGCGGAGAAAGUUUGACCAACUGGAGGAUGACGAGGAGAGUUACGACAACUUUGGAAGGGGCGGGCCCAUCCUACAGCUCCGCCCAACACAAGACCAGGACGGAAUCAUGGGCGGUUACCUUGACGACGACAUGGAGUCUCAGCGCGACGGGUCGGUCAUCUCACGGACUGCCGUGUACGUGUAGAGAGAACGGUCGGAGGAGGGGGAAGGGAAAGCGGGAUGGAAGAAGGAAAGGAUGAAUGAACAUGUCCUCCUUCUAGAGGAUUCGGUGGUGUUGGGUUCUCCUCUGUUGGAUCAUUUGAAAUAUAUUAACGACGACCAACAAUGCUGCCCAUAGAGGGAGCAAGAUGAACUGAAUGAAGUGGCUGAGGGAGGGAAUGUACAGAAACAAGAUGGAGGACUGGUGUAUUGAUAACACAAAUCUUUUUCUCUGGUCCCAAUAUGAAAAGUGGAUCACUUGGGAUCUAUCUACCAAAACAAAUGAAAGAAAUCCUAAAACUAUCUUCCUCACAUUGCUGCUCUGUCUGUUGUUCCUCCUUUCCUUAGCUUAGGGACCUUGGAGAUUGAAGCAUCCAGAGAGACACAUUGUAGUAGAGACUUGUGGGUAAAAUGGCAUCUCCAUGCACCCGUUCCCACGUUAGAAACUCCUCACUAAAAUAUUCACUGUUAUCUCCACUAAACGCACAGUAGCAAUGUAAGGGAUGUCAUGAUGAUACCUGCUCCCUGCUAUUCUUGUCUCUCUCCUGUGGGACAACGUUGGUUCCUGCUACAGUAGCCUUGUUUCUGCUGUACGUGACAGUACUGGGGAAGGGGAAGUUUGACAGCGGAAGUGGUCGAUGUAGUUGUGGUUAAGUAGAAUGUCAGACUCUCUCGUGUGUGUAUGUUGCAGAAGGCCUCCUCAUUAUCUCUGCUAUUUUGCCAUCAACUGGAAGUAUGUGCAGAAUUUAGUUUGGGACAUUCUGAAAUGAUAAACAACUUACUGAAGGAGGUAGGUCAUCUAGAUGAAGAGUGCAUGAAAUGGGAAUCGAUAGAGGGAACAGCUGUUCUCAACCCUGGAGAGACUGGGAGAGAGGGAUUAGGAUGAAUUGAUAGAGGGAACAGCUGUUCUCAACCCUGGAGAGACUGGGAGAGAGGGAUCAGGAUGAAUUGAUAGAGGGAACAGCUGUUCUCAACCCUGGAGAGACUGGGAGAGAGGGAUCAGGAUGAAUUGAUAGAGGGAACAGCUGUUCUCAACCCUGGAGAGACUGGGAGAGAGGGAUCAGGAUGAAUUGAUAGAGGGAACAGCUGUUCUCAACCCUGGAGAGACUGGGAGAGAGGGAUCAGGAUGAAUUGAUAGAGGGAACAGCUGUUCUCAACCCUGGAGAGACUGGGAGAGAGGGAUCAGGAUGAAUUGAUAGAGGGAACAGCUGUUCUCAACCCUGGAGAGACUGGGAGAGAGGGAUCAGGAUGAAUUGAUAGAGGGAACAGCUGUUCUCAACCCUGGAGAGACUGGGAGAGAGGGAUCAGGAUGAAUUGAUAGAGGGAACAGCUGUUCUCAACCCUGGAGAGACUGGG
This is a messenger RNA of Oncorhynchus masou masou (cherry salmon), 3318 nucleotides long. Its product is annotated as nectin-2-like. NCBI's taxonomy places the organism in Eukaryota, Metazoa, Chordata, Actinopteri, Salmoniformes, Salmonidae. Gene Ontology annotation, cellular component: membrane. Bases 341 to 1948 code for a protein of 535 amino acids. The record is from RefSeq and is a predicted model, not a curated record. The transcript is spliced from 7 exons.